Pleurotus ostreatus (oyster mushroom) is the source of this 813-nucleotide messenger RNA. RefSeq lists its product as uncharacterized. The coding region runs from base 1 to 813 and encodes 270 amino acids. Gene Ontology annotation, molecular function: single-stranded DNA binding. The record is from RefSeq and is a predicted model, not a curated record. The transcript is spliced from 5 exons. NCBI's taxonomy places the organism in Eukaryota, Fungi, Basidiomycota, Agaricomycetes, Agaricales, Pleurotaceae. Gene Ontology annotation, cellular component: mitochondrial chromosome; mitochondrial nucleoid. Gene Ontology annotation, biological process: interstrand cross-link repair; recombinational repair.
AUGGCGAACUUGCUUCGCCAGUGCACGACUGCACUUUCCCCUGCAACGCGACUGUGCCAUAGGCCUGCCCUACGGUCACUGAGGCCGUCCUUCUCCAAACGUUCCUUGGUCGCGCCUCAGUCUUCACUAGUUUUCUCCGCCAAUGCGAGCACGGCCUCGACACCCCCACCAGCUGGAGCUACGAGCACGGGAAACCCAGCGACCGUCAAUUCGCUACCCAACACGGCGGCCGAGAUGAACUCCUCUGGUGUUGAAGGGGCAGCGACGGCUCCAGAGCCUGUUCAGCAGCAUACCGAUUGGUCAAAGAGCUACUACGGUCUAUCGACACAGGCCUUUGCCCCGGAGAUUGCAGACGUUCUGCUUGCGCCCAUUGAGCCCCUUGAUAUAGAAGUUAAGCCUGACGGAUUAAUAUAUCUUCCCGAAAUUAAGUAUCGACGCGUUUUGAACAAGGCAUUUGGCCCCGGUGGAUGGGGUCUUGCACCCCGAAGUGAGACCAACGUAGGGCCGAAAAUUGUGAGCAGAGAAUACGCGCUGGUCUGCCAUGGCCGACUUGUUGCAAUUGCGCGAGGUGAACAAGAGUACUUCGACCCUUCAGGCAUCGCUACCGCUACCGAGGCAUGUAAAAGCAACGCGCUCAUGCGGUGCUGCAAAGACCUCGGCGUUGCAAGUGAACUUUGGGAUCCACGAUUCAUUCGCGAAUUCAAGGCCAAGCAAUGCGUAGAAGUCUUCGCAGAACAUCUACCUACCAAAAAGAAGAAGAAACUCUGGCGUCGUAGAGACCAGCCGAAGUUCUCGUACCCCUACCAGGAGUAG